AUGCUGCGACGCUUCCCCAGAAUUAGAACACAUUACUUACCCUCCUCGCACUUCCCCAGAUUCUCCCGCGGCCGAAACUCAUCGGAACCCCUCCGCAUCGAUACGUCUGCCUCUGCCUCUGCCUCAUACCUGAGGUCCGUGGUCGAGGACGACGACGACUCCGAGGAGGGUGAGGACUAUCUUGACGAAAUAUACGCGCAACAGUUCUCGAAUGGAACCCCUUCCUCCCUCCACAGUCGUCUAGUGAGCGAGCCCUUUAUACCGAUCCUGGCCUCUCCUCCCGCGACCCAACGGCGCGUCUCGAGUAUGGCCUUGCAUCCAUCCAACCGGCCACCUCUAUAUAUUGAUAUAGACAAUCGGUCGUCCAUGGGUCUGGACCCUCGACAACCAAAGACCCCCGGUAACAAAAUCAGCUCCUUUUUCGGGUGGAAAGGGAAUACUGCUAGCUCCCCCGGCGGCGACUCUUCCAGCACGGAGAUCUCGGACGGUGGUCGCUCCCCUAUGCCAUCGCCAAUGCCUCCCCUGGCGAACGUCCCAAUUAAAACACCCUCUCCUUACGAUACCAGAUCCUCCAACUAUGGCCUUCCCGCCCGAACUCCGUCGGUCAGUGGUAUGAGUGCACAAGAUAUUAUGUACGCGUCCAAAUUUGCAGACCUAGAAAAUGAAUUACGAGAAAUCAGCUCCGAGUUGGCGGGCUCCAUCCGCCGGGAGAUGGAGCUCGAGGAUUUGAUCGAGCGUCUACAAUCCGAGGGACCAGAGUUCAACCGCCGGACAAGUGAUUAUUUCUCGGACUCCGGUACCAGUUCGGUUCGAAUCGCCUCCGAUGCGGGUCGUAUGGAGGAGGAUAUGGGCAAGAUUCGUCGGGCUGCAGAGCAGGAACGUGCGCAGUUGAAGGUGCAGCUAUCACAGAAGCUGCAAGAAGAGCGAUUGAAGCGCACCACAUCAGAGUCGCACGUUCAGAUUCUGGAGAAUCAGGUUCAACAGCUCCGCCGUGAACGAGUCGACCUAUCUGAUCUUUCGUCCAAGACCCGGGAACUCGAAACCGCCCUCGAAGACACUCGCCGAAAGCUGCUCGAAGAGCGUCAAUCUAAAGAUAACUUCGAGGAUUUGCUGACGGCCAUGCGUGUCGAACUGGAGCAGUUAAGGAAUGAACGAGAUCUGCUUCGGGAAGACAAAGCCCCUGUCCCUAUUCAGAUUCCUGCCCCUGCUCCUCCUCCUGCCCCCGUCGAAAUACAAAACGCACAGGAAACUCAGCGUUUGGUAGAGGAGAUUGAAGCUCUCAAGGUCGAAAAUGCAUCUCUUGCACAGCUACACGGUGGCCGAUUUGCGUCGAUUGCGGAAGAGGAGGGCGGGUCGAGCAAGCGAAACUCGGCUUUCGGUCUUUCCCGAUCAAACUCCCUUGCCCGUAAGCCUACUGGUUUAGCACGAUCAGGUUCAUUAUCACGAUCCAACUCGGUGAAUGCGCCAAAGGAACGGGAGAUUGGAGGUGAAGGGUCACUGGUUGAUAAGGUCAAGGACGUUGAAGCCCAACGCGACGCCCUUCACCGCACAUUGAGGAGUCUCCUCGAUCGUCAUUCUCAGCAAGCGCGUGAGUUUGAGAAACGCACCCGUAUUAUGGAGCUGGAACUUGAGCGCGCUCAGCAGGCCGGCCCUCCCCGCAAGCCCGGGUACGAGAGGGACGUGCAAAGCCUCCGUGAUGAGAUGAACCACCUUCGCAUGCGUGCUGAAGAUGCCCUGGAUGGCAAGUGGCAAAGCGAGAAAAACCUGGCAGGUCUGAAGAUGGAUCUUGAUCGUGCCGAGCAGGAGACCAGCUCUUUGAGAGUGCUACUCCAGGAACUCGACACGGGUGCCUCUGAUGCGCUAGACGCAGACCAAGACACCUUUGCCGAGAUCAUGGCAACUUCAUCGUCUCUCGAGUCUGCCUACCAGAAGCUGCUGGCCGACCGAGAAGCAGUCGAGGCUAGUGUUGGGCCUGAUGAAUUAGCGGCUGCAGAUCAGCUGGGCCAUGAUGUGCAGCAGCAGUUGGAGAUCAACCUUUCCUUGCGCGGUCGGCUGGCAUCUGCCAUUGACAAGGGUGAGAGAGACCAGCAUCUGUCUGUCGAGCGGAUCAAUUACCUCCAAAAUCGUAUGAAGGAAUACGAGGAUGCUCUCUUGCUUGCUCAACACCACUCUGAAGAAGAGAUGCAUAAACAUGAGGAGGAGAUCCGUCUGUUGAAGGAAAGUCAUAAUGCUCAACUGGUGCGGAUGAAGACUGGGUCUCGCACCGCUGCUGCCUUCUCACCACGACCCCUGAAUGCCCCCUUCAGCACUCGUUCGCCACGUCUAGAUCAUACUACCAGUGGCGAAGGCGUCCCGCUGGUCGAAGUCGUCCAAGUCGAGAUACUCGAGAAGCACGUCAAGAACCUCGAAAGACUUCUCCGCGACGCAGACCUGGAGAUGGAAGAAGUGAUAGGACGAAUGAAUCGCGCACAGGUAGAUGUGGCCCAACUCCAAUCGGAUAGGGACGAGGCCCUCCGUCAGACCCGCCAACUCCAAGCGGACAUUCAAGCCGAGCGUGAUACGUUCAAGACUUUAAUGGGCCACGCAUGA
Molecule: messenger RNA, 2589 nt
Organism: Penicillium odoratum
Lineage: Eukaryota; Fungi; Ascomycota; Eurotiomycetes; Eurotiales; Aspergillaceae
Exons: 3
Coding region: 1-2589 (862 amino acids)
Source: RefSeq, a predicted model, not a curated record